AUGGGUAGUAUUCAUGUGGAGCCACUCACUGCCUGUGGAGACGAAACAGAGUGUUAUGGAGGCAAUAGAGAGGGAAGACAGAGUUUUCAUUCAAUUUCCACGAAAGAAGAGAACCUUGAGGAUUCCUAUCUCUACUCCUUCUUACUACUGCACUAGAGGAGAAUGAGCCUCUUCUUCUGGAACGAGAGAGCCGACGCCGCAGUGGCUGGUGAGGUUGAUGAGGGCAAGAUCAAAGAUUUUGAUUUCUUGAGCCCCGCUGAAAAAAGGAUCAUAGAAGAACAUGCCAAUAAUGAACGUGAAGAAGGAGUAGACGUGAUACUCGUGGCUUCUGAUCUAAGGGAAUUUAAGUUGAAUUUGAGGAGAUGGGUCAUGGGGACCUCUCCUCUAUACAUUUUGGUUUCAGGGUGGAAUAAGGUGGUCAAAGAAUGCCGUCUAGAGGAAGGUAAUAAGAUUCGCCUCUGGUCUUUCCACGUUAAUGACCAGCUCUAUAUCGCUAUGGUUCCUCUUUCGCCAACUGAGUCCGGCAAAUCCGUAUCCGAGAGGAUAAGCCCUGCGUUAGUGAUCAAGGACAAAGCUAAUGAUGGCUUGCCGCACAAGUAAGCUUGGGGGUUUUUUUUUAGGGAGGUUUUAGGUUUUUCGCUUUGUUUUGGGGGUUUUAAAAUUUAAGAAUUUAUCAUCAGAUUUGUUUUAUUUAGAUUCUCAAAUUCUCAUUAGGAGUCUCGAGAUGGUUUUUAGGUGUUUUGCUUCAUUGAAUAUUUGAUGAUAUCAAUGACUUUUAAGGAUUUUUGGAUACGAUUAUU
Molecule: messenger RNA, 800 nt
Organism: Arabidopsis lyrata subsp. lyrata
Lineage: Eukaryota; Viridiplantae; Streptophyta; Magnoliopsida; Brassicales; Brassicaceae
Product: putative B3 domain-containing protein At1g05615
Molecular function (GO): DNA binding
Source: RefSeq, a predicted model, not a curated record